GGGGGUGUGGCGCGGCGCCGGUGGGGGUGGGCGGGCGCGCCAGGCGGCAGGUGUCGGCGGCAUCGGCAUUCGGCGGCGAUGGAGCGGCCCCGGGGAGCUGCGGACUGCCUCUCGUGCUGGCCCCACGGCCUCGGCCUCGGCCUUCUCCUCUUCCAGCUGCUGUGGCCGGCGACCCUUGGCCAGGACCGGCUGGACUCGCCGCCGCCGCCCGCGGCGCCGCUGUCGCGCUGGUCCGGCCCCGUCGGGGUGAGGUGGGGGCUGCGCGCGGCCGCGCCCGGGGGCCCAUUUCUCCCCGGCGGCCGUUGGCGCCGCAGCGCGCCCGCCGAGGACGAGGACUGCGGCCGGGUCCGGGACUUCGUCUCCAGGCUGGCCAACAACACGCACCAGCAUGUGUUUGAUGACCUCAGUGGCUCAGUAUCCCUGUCGUGGGUUGGAGAUAGCACUGGGAUCAUUCUAGUCUUGACUACCUUCCAUGUACCUCUGGUAAUUAUGACUUUUGGACAGUCCAAGCUGUAUCGAAGUGAGGACUAUGGAAAGAACUUUAAGGAUAUUACAAGUCUGAUCAAUAACACCUUCAUUCGGACUGAAUUUGGCAUGGCUAUUGGUCCUGAGAAUUCUGGAAAGGUGAUCUUAACAGCAGAGGUGUCUGGAGGAAGUCAUGGAGGAAGAAUCUUCAGAUCAUCAGAUUUUGCAAAGAACUUUGUUCAGACCAAUCUCCCGUUUCAUCCUCUGACUCAGAUGAUGUAUAGCCCUCAGAAUUCUGAUUAUCUUCUAGCACUCAGCACUGAAAAUGGCCUGUGGGUGUCCAAGAAUUUUGGGGGAAAAUGGGAAGAAAUCCACAAAGCAGUAUGUUUGGCCAAAUGGGGAUCAGAAAACACCAUCUUCUUUACCACCUAUGUGAAUGGCUCCUGCAAAGCUGACCUUGGGGCACUGGAAUUAUGGAGAACUUCAGACUUGGGGAAAAGCUUCAAAACAAUUGGUGUGAAAAUCUACUCGUUUGGUCUUGGGGGACGUUUCCUUUUUGCCUCUGUGAUGGCCAAUAAGGAUACAACAAGAAGGAUUCAUGUGUCAACAGAUCAAGGGGACACAUGGAGCAUGGCCCAACUCCCCUCUGUGGGGCAGGAACAAUUCUAUUCUAUUCUAGCAGCUAAUGAAGACAUGGUGUUCAUGCAUGUAGAUGAACCUGGAGAUACUGGCUUUGGCACAAUCUUUACCUCAGAUGAUCGAGGCAUUGUGUAUUCCAAGUCGUUGGACCGACAUCUCUACACCACCACAGGUGGCGAGACAGACUUUACCAAUGUAACCUCCCUCCGUGGGGUCUACAUGACAAGUGUGCUCUCAGAAGAUAAUUCUAUCCAGACUAUGAUCACUUUUGACCAAGGAGGAAGAUGGAAGCACCUUAGGAAGCCUGAAAAAAGUGAAUGCGAUGCUACAGCAAAAAAUAAGAAUGAGUGCAGCCUUCAUAUUCAUGCUUCCUACAGCAUCUCCCAGAAGCUCAAUGUUCCAGCGGCCCCACUCUCUGAGCCUAAUGCCGUUGGCAUAGUCAUUGCCCAUGGUAGCGUGGGGGAUGCCAUCUCAGUGAUGAUCCCGGAUGUGUACAUCUCAGAUGACGGGGGUUACUCCUGGGCGAAGAUGCUAGAAGGGCCUCACUAUUACACCAUCCUGGAUUCCGGAGGCAUCAUUGUGGCCAUUGAGCACAGCAGCCAUCCUAUCAAUGUGAUUAAGUUCUCUACAGACGAAGGUCAGUGCUGGCAAACCUACAUGUUCAGCAGGGAGCCCAUCUACUUCACCGGUCUAGCUUCAGAACCUGGAGCUAGGUCCAUGAAUAUCAGUAUUUGGGGCUUCACAGAAUCUUUCCUGACUCGCCAGUGGGUCUCCUACACUAUUGAUUUUAAAGAUAUCCUUGAAAGGAAUUGUGAAGAGAAAGACUAUACCAUAUGGCUGGCUCACUCCACAGAUCCUGGAGAUUAUGGAGAUGGCUGCAUUUUAGGCUAUAAAGAACAGUACCUACGGCUACGCAAGUCAUCUGUCUGUCAGAAUGGUCGGGACUAUGUUGUGACCAAGCAGCCAUCCGUCUGUCUCUGCUCCCUGGAGGACUUCCUCUGUGAUUUUGGCUACUUCCGUCCAGAAAAUGACUCCAAGUGUGUGGAGCAACCAGAGCUGAAGGGCCAUGACCUAGAGUUUUGUCUGCAUGGAAGAGAAGAGCACCUGACGACGAGUGGGUACCGGAAAAUUCCAGGAGACAGAUGCAAAGGCGGCGUGAAUCCAGUUCGAGAAGUUAAAGACUUGAAAAAGAAAUGCACAAGCAACUUUUUGAGUCCAGAAAAACAGAAUUCCAAGUCAAAUUCUGUUCCAAUUAUCCUGGCCACUGUGGGAUUGAUGCUGGUUACAGUCGUAGCAGGAGUGCUUAUUGUGAAGAAAUACGUCUGUGGUGGAAGGUUCCUGGUGCACCGAUAUUCCGUGCUACAGCAGCACGCAGAGGCCAAUGGCGUGGAUAGUGGAGAUGGUCUGCACACAGCCUCUCACACUAAUAAAAGUGGUUAUCAUGACGACUCAGAUGAGGACCUCUUGGAAUAGCUACUCCAGGGAGCUGGGACUGAGCAUGGAUGAUGGAACUGCCAUACCUCUUACACUCCCUGUGGCUCCAACUUGGGGAAAUAAAUUUCCCGCUGCAAGGGACCCAGCUCUGUUUCCACUGCUUCCAUCAAAGCCAAAAGGACCUACACAAAAGAAAUGUGAGGGUGGGGUGGGGAACUCUAGACACUCUUAACAAUUUGCUCUGAAAAGAGAGGAUAUUUAAAUUCUUUAACUUUUAAUUUCAAGUUAUGUCUUUUUGCAAAGUAUGGGCUCUUUUUGUUUGGGUUUUUUUUUUUUAAGGGAGCUGAAAUGGAAUUUGAAAAGAACUCUGUAACUGCACUGCUGCAUGUUUUGCAUGGCGCCUGCCUCAGGGCAUCUGCCACCCCAGCAUCAGCUCCCACACGUGCUUGCUGCUGCCCCCGGGCUCUGCUGGCAGCAGGCAAGGCUGCAGGGGUGAAUGGAGAGGCUGCAGUGGCUGGCACAACCGGGCAGCCUCUCUCUGGAGGCAGCUCUGCUCCCAGAGCAGUGCAUGUGAGCUCCUCACACAGAUCUCUGCUUUUGUUUUGUUCUGUUUCAGGGGCCCAUAGACCACAGUGAUUUUUCUUUUCCCCUGUUUAAUUAGACAAUACCCUUGUUGAUUGCCCUUUGGCACUGACUUAACCGUGGGCUUCCAAGACACUAAACCAGGAAAACUUAAUGGGCAACAUUUUUAACUUGAGGCAGGAAGAAGGGAGCAUUAGAGAAUUUAAAAGAUUUAGCACCUAUUAAGGAGAAAUUCAUGCUUCUGAGGUCUUUCAAGCCAUGCUUUGUGUGUGUGCCAGUGUACUUGCUCAAGGACAGGGUUCAGGCUUGCCCCGGGUAUCUGCCCGGGCUGAGUGGCCUCUUCACUAGAGCUGAGGGUGCAGCCCCUGAGACAGAGCAUCACCGUCGCCCUUGUCCCCGUCUGCCUGUUGUAUGAAGCACUGGUGAAUCACUAGAAUGGCUGCUUACCUGCUGCUGCUUAGGUUGCUGUUGUACAUGGAGCCGGGAUUAGUCAUGUUUCAGAUUUAUAGGCUGUUUUUUAAAAAUCAGAAUUUUAUUACCAGGUUCUCCGCCUCACCCUUUUCCCCAGCUUUGCCAAGUAGUUUGUUGGCAUGAAACUUUUGGCUGUGAAAAAGUGAAAAUGUACUUCCAAUAUAGAUCAUGUUUUGUGUGAUAUAUUAAGUUCAUAUUUUAAGUUUAAGAAGUUUUCCAUUUGACAUUUUUUUCAAAUUAAAUAAAUUAUAGAAUGUAGUGAGAUGGACUUUGGGGUGACCAUAUAGUAAUGGAAAGCUGCGAUAAUUAGUUUUACUACAGCUUGAAUAUUUGCUAACAUUAAUACAGUAUGUUUUCAGUCAGCAUACCUAACUGUGCUGGUCACAGUGUCUCCCAUUAAGUAUGAUUGGGACACUCUCUGGUAACUUCCAUUUAGCCAGCUGCUAGUCCAUUUUGUGGCUAGAAAAUCAGUAAAAAGUUAUCAUGCCAAAUUAACUUUUGUCAGAAUGAGCAGCAAGCAGAUGGCUAAAUUCUUUUCUCACCAGAAUGGAUCAACAACAGCAGGGAAAGUGGGGGAGGGAGUAAAUGGAGAAUUUUAGGAACUUUGAAACUACAGUAAAAUUAAAUGAGUCAGGGAGCUUCAGUUAGAAAAUAAAGUUCGAGCAGUUUUUGUUAAGAGAAUAUUUGUUAGAGAGCACUGGUCUUUUAGGUAAAGCUCAUUUUGUGUGAUUUUGUAAAUAAUUCCAAAGAUAAAUCAGCUCACAAAUAAUAGAGUGUCAGGUCUUGUCCUGGACACCCUUACCUCCUGUCCAAAGUGAAUUUGGUACCCAGAAAAGACCUAGUUACACCAUACACCUUUUUUACCAGCAAAUACCCACUGGGGUACAUGGGCUGAUACAUGGUAAUUCUCUGGUUAGUUUUAAGAUGUAGGAAAGUUAAUAUUCUUCUCUAACCAUAUAAGAUACAGGGCUCUUCGCUUAUAAUGGUAUCUGGGAUUUCUGUAGAACUUGACAAUUUUCAGAGCACUUUCACUUACAUUAUGUCAUUUGAGCUUCACAACAUUCUUGUGAAAGUCUAAAGGGGUUAUAAAUCCCCAUUUUUUUAGGAGAUGGAGCAGAGGUACAAAAAUUGAGUAAAUUGUCCAGGGUGUCUCUGUAUGUUACAAGAAUGCCAGUUGAUUGUCUUCAGAACUUAAAUAUUUUUAUGCAUGCAAGUGCUGAAUAUUUGGAACAGGGCUUCCUUCUUGCAGGUGACUUGCUUUUCUUUAGGGUAGGAAUCAGUGGCAUUUCUGUCACAGCAGUAUUUUUAGCGUCUUUUGCCACCUUGGUAAACAGGAAAUUUUAUUCUUCUGUUUCUCAUGGCUGAAAACAAGAGUAAUGGUAGUUUUGAAUAUGUGUUUUAGAAACUGCCCCUCACCUCUUUGAGGGUCACUGUGCAAGAGUGCAGGAAUGGAAUCUCCAUCGGUGAAUCUCCCUUCCGUGUCCUUGUUUUCCCAUCCCUGGCUGGCAAGCUAGCUAGCUCAGCUGUUUUGAGGACUGCUAAGAAACCUGGUUCAUUCCCUUUAUUGGCUAGUUAAUUUCUACAUCAGCCUGCUUAUUCACAACUGUAUGCCCUCAGAGUAAAACAGCUUAAAUCCAUGAUAGUUUCUAAGAAAAAAGAUCUCUAAUUUGUUUCACUGAGGUUAGAGGCAUUAUCUUUGAAAGUAAAGCAUAGUAUAUCACUGUGUAAAGUCUCAGGCUUGAUGCAAGUAGAAGAGAUUAUUUCUGGAGUUUCAGCAGUAGGACUUAGCGUGGUAUUUUAUAGGUUGGACAUAUCAGACUGUCCACAGUGGUAUGAACUCUUAAAUCCAGGUGGAGAACUCCCCAUCCUUCCUGCUCUGUAGAUAGGAGUCUUGGAUCUAAAGGGUCUUUUUAGUGAGACCAGAGACCAGGGAUGCAUACACCUUGGCUGUUAAUUGAAUGGGAACACCACUUAGAAGAAUAAGUAUUUGGAGGGCUGUGGCAGUUCUAGGCUGGACUCAGGAGAUUCAAUAGAUUUGCUAUAACUGAAACUUAGAAUUUGCCCUCUGCUUUGAAUAGGCUUUCAAUAUGUGUCUCUCUCACUCUUAGGUUUGCCUCUGGGCCUCUCCAUGCCCAAGCUGGCCUUUCAUCCCUCACAGAUUAGUAAUGUGCUGACCACCUCCGGUCAAUGCAUUUGGUUCUUUAAACCACAGCUGGUUCUUUUCAUGACCUUCAUCACGAUAACAGGAUACAAAGGAGUGUGGGGCUGUCCACACCCACCCCAGGUGGCAGGCUGGCCUGGCUUCAGUCAUUUAUUUUCCAGACAAUUCACACAGGUAGACAGAUUCUCUCUGUCCUUUUAGGAGAGCUCUAAAGACCCCUUGCCCUGAUACGCAGUGGCUACAGUGUCAUCCUGCUCAUUGCUGACACAACCCUUAACCACAUGUGAAACCUGCAUACUUGCAACUGCUAAACAGGAGAGAUCCACUUUCUAACGUUGCUAUUACCUUCUCUUAAGCAGAAAAACAACAUGGACUUAAAUGUCCUUUGAACAAAACCAAAGUUUAAGAUUGGCUGCCUGAUGGAGUGAAGGGCACUCAGCAGGUGCUGGAAUUUCUAUUGCAUCAGCCGCUGACUGUCCAGCUCAGCAGCUCUGGGAGCCCAGUCCUGCCCCAGCAGAGCCUGGUCUGGCCUCAUGGAGAAAAACUGAAAGAGCAGGAGCAUGUUCAUUUCUUGGCUGUCGCACUAGAACAGUAAGAAUCAGAACAUUAAUUUGAAAUUGUCUUCAGUAACUUGCCAAAUGAAUUUUUUCACACCAGUACAUUCUUAAGCACCCUUGUUUAUAUGGAAUAACAUGAACUAAUCUGUACCUUUAUUAUAUAUAUGUGUGUGUACAUAUAUACAUAUAUAAACUGUAUAGUAUAGUACAUGUUAAUGAUUUGUUGAUAUGUCCCAAAUCUUUAAUGCAGUUCUCAUCCUCCGCAUGACCUCAGUUUGACGUGAAUGAUCCCUGAUGAUUCUGCCCACCUCCUGUGUUUAGACAUCUAGGGAGGGAGGGUUUUGGUCAUGCCCUCAUCAUACUUGUGCACAGAAAUGCUCAGGGUCCCUGUGUGCCUGUUGUUCUACCCUCUCUUGUCUCUUGUUACCUUUCCUAGCAUGUGGUCCCUCCCUGUUCUAUAACUUCUCUGUCCCCUCCCCAAGCUGUGGUACAGCUGCAUUCUUACUGAAGUGUAAAGCAGUAUUAAGAUCACUACUGCAUGUGCGCCAAAAACCCAAGUUUUGCUAUUCCAUUUAAACAAAAAAUUGCAUGUGAGGUGGGAUAAUCAAUCAAGUUUCAGUGACCCAUAUCAGGAACACAACAAAGCCAGACCCCAUAAUAAAAUUCCACAAAAUGGAAAUGGGAAAACUCAAAUUUCUUUAGCAUUCUGUAAAUAAAUCUGGAUGUGUUUAACUUUGUACUGGUAAUUUUCUGUAUAUUUGCAAUAUUUGGGUUAGAAAUAAAACAGACUAAACUUUGUUACCAGA
This is a messenger RNA of Manis javanica (Malayan pangolin), 7115 nucleotides long. RefSeq names its product sortilin 1 (gene SORT1). Gene Ontology annotation, molecular function: protein binding. The record is from RefSeq and is a predicted model, not a curated record. Lineage: Eukaryota; Metazoa; Chordata; Mammalia; Pholidota; Manidae. Gene Ontology annotation, biological process: endocytosis; Golgi to endosome transport; vesicle organization. Gene Ontology annotation, cellular component: Golgi apparatus; membrane.